UAAGAAGAGAGGUCUAUGAAAGGUUUUGAUUCAUACUCCUAAAAGAAUGGGAAAGGUCACAGGCAAAGUAGAAGAAGAAGAAGGUGAAGCUAUUGAAGCUCUGGGUUCUCUCUUCAAGCUUACUCAAAUCCAUCUAUGGGUCGAUACAGAUACUCCUCUCUUCCAUGAACACAGUCGUAUAUCCCCAAACAAGAGUGUUGAUGGAAUUACCAACAUGGGAUUGAUGAAAGAGAUGAAUGAUCUUGGUCUUCCUGUUUCCUUUCGAGCAAGCAAAGAGUGGAAGAACAGAACAAGAGGCUAUCAAAAGAAAGGAAUCAAGGAUCGAUUAGACGACGAGGUUAAUGUUAUUCUCAAAGAAGAAGAAGAAGGCAAGGAUGUAGCAUCCAAUGUAGUUUUGGUGUCUGAUUUGAAGACUCCAGGUGAGGAGGGUGACAUACCGUCUUUGGAGGACAAUUGUGUUCAAAUAAUUGUAGUCGAAGAAGAAAAUCAUGAAGUUGUUGUAGAGAGAUGUAUUUUGGGAAAUGGAGAUGGAGACUCUGUGUUGGCAUCAGAGACAAGAGAGUCUCAUGACUCUAAUGAAUGGAAAGUGUACUGGGAUUCAUUCUAUGGACGAAGUUAUUUUUACAAUGUUAAGACACAAGAGUCCACAUGGGAGCCGCCACUUGGGAUGGAGCAUCUAGCUUAUAGCGAUGAAUGCCAUAACUUGAAUGAAUUGGUUAUAGAGACAACAGAGAAGCAUCAUGAUGAUUUGUGUGGAACUGGACCUGACGAUGAUGUUUCCGUUGAAAAAGCUGAUGAUGUUCCCGCUGAAAAAGCUGAUGAUCUUGUUGGAGUUUGUCAAAGUCAAUUUGAAACAGAAGCCACAGAGGAAGUUAACAGUUCGAUUGAUACAUACCAAGAAACUUCCAUUGGAAAUCAAUCUUUGGAUAUUACUACUCUUGAUGAAGAAGGAAACGGUGCAUAUGUUGUCAGUUCCGUUAGGAAGUCUAAGAAAGAGUCCAGAAGAUCUCGAGCCAAAAAGAAAUUACUCAAUUCGUACACAGGGACUGGAAUGAAAGGUGUUCUUGAAGAAUAUUCUGCAAUCCUUGGCAAGUAUUGGUGCCAGAGAUACCUCCUCUUCUCCAGAUUUGAUGAAGGCAUCAAAAUGGAUGAGGAAGGAUGGUUUUCUGUCACUCCUGAACCUAUAGCUAAGCAUCAUGCCACACGCUGUAACGAAGGCAUAGUCAUUGACUGUUUUACAGGAGUUGGUGGAAAUGCUAUUCAGUUCGCAUCAAGGCGUCACUAUGUGAUUGCAAUUGAUUUGGAUCCAAAGAAAAUUGAUUUAGCACAGCAUAAUGCUGCCAUAUAUGGUGUUGCUGAUAAAAUCGACUUUGUGAAGGGAGAUUUCUUUGACUUGGCGCAUGACUUGAAGGCAGGCACUGUAUUCCUGUCACCUCCUUGGGGAGGCCCUGAUUAUCUUAAAGUGAGUACAUAUGAUAUGAAGACAAUGUUGAGACCUCGUGACGGAGAGGCUCUAUUUAAGGCGGCCAUGAACAUUGCGUCAACAAUCAUUAUGUUUCUUCCAAGAAAUGUUGAUAUUAACCAAUUGGCAGAACUAGCCUUGUUGACAUCUCCUCCAUGGUCACUAGAGGUAGAGAAGAACUACUUAAAUGGGAAGCUGAAGGCGAUAACAGCGUAUUAUGUCAGACAACAUAGUUGUUAGAACUUAGAAGAGGAAAGUGAUUCUUCUCACACAUUCAAUGCAAGAAGGCCACAAAUAACAAAGGUAUCGUGCAAUCUGCAUUUGUGUCAGCUUGUUGAAUCCAAGUAGAUGAAAAUUGAUUUGUGACCAUAGGUUAUGAGUUUGUAUGUACAAAAUGUUUUUUUUUUGUAAACUCUGGGUUAAUCCCAUUCGAUAUAGAACUCAUAUUCAGCAAUUUUAUGUUAUAUAUCACUCAUUACUUAAACUGUUAGUUGAAAAUGAAACGAAACGAGAUAUUUGUCCA
Messenger RNA from Arabidopsis lyrata subsp. lyrata, 1985 nucleotides. RefSeq names its product trimethylguanosine synthase. The transcript has 12 exons. Gene Ontology annotation, molecular function: RNA cap trimethylguanosine synthase activity; protein binding. NCBI's taxonomy places the organism in Eukaryota, Viridiplantae, Streptophyta, Magnoliopsida, Brassicales, Brassicaceae. The coding region runs from base 47 to 1702 and encodes 551 amino acids. The record is from RefSeq and is a predicted model, not a curated record. Gene Ontology annotation, biological process: 7-methylguanosine RNA capping; 7-methylguanosine cap hypermethylation. Gene Ontology annotation, cellular component: nucleus.